AUGGACGGAGGUUCAUUCUCUUCAAGCAUAGGAGAUUCAAUUGAUUUUGAUGAAAAGGAUUUAUCACUUAGUGAUAAACUCAAAGUAUUCAAAGCUUCAGCAUUUGAUCCUGAUUCAUAUGUCUCCAAUCGAUGUCGUCAAAUGAGCGAAAAGGAAAUAAGGCAUUUAUGCCAUUACCUUGUGGACUUAAGGAAGGCUUCUGCAGAGGAAAUGCGAAAAAGUGUUUAUGCUAAUUAUGCCUCUUUCAUACGCACAUCAAGGGAAAUAUCCAAUCUUGAAGGACAGCUUAUUGCCUUGAGAAAUCUCCUAUCUACUCGAGCAGCAAUUGUUCAAGGUUUAGCUGAAGGAAUUAAUGUCGAUUCUCUGUCUAGCUCUGAUGGUUCAACACAAGAUGAUAGGUCUAAUCAUGGAGACAAUGAUACCACCAAUACAGAGAGUUGGUUAGGACAAUUUAUAGAGAAGCUUGAAGUGCUACUUGCUGAGAGGAGACUGGAUGAAGUUUUGGAUGUGCUGGAUGAAGGUGAACAUAUGGCAAAGGAUACUUGUAGUAAACAGACACUGACUCCAUCCGCGUUAUUAUCAUUGCAGAAGGUUAUCACUGAACAGAAGCAAAAGUUAGCAGUACAGUUAGCAGAAGCUUCUUUCCAGUCUUCAGUCAGUGUUGCUGAGCUUCGCUCUGCAGUACAAGCUCUAAAACGCCUUGGUGAUGGACCUCGUGCUCAUACCUUAAUGUUAAGUUCUCACCAGCAGAAGUUGCAUGGUAGUAUGCAGGGUCUUCGGCCUUCAGGUAAUUCACAUGGAGUAGCAUAUAGCGCUGCUCUUUCGCAGCUUGUUUUCUCGACAAUUGCACAUGCCACAAGUGAUUCAUUGGCCUUAUUUGAUGAUGAACCUUCCUAUUUAUCUGAGUUAGUAACUUGGGCUGUCAACCAGACUGACAAUUUCGCUCAUCUUAUUAAGAGACAUGUCAUAGCUUCACCAGCAGCAUCAGGAUGCUUAAGACCUGUUGCUGAAAGUGUUCACAUAAGUCUCGGGCACUGCUCUUUGCUAGAAGCUCGCGGGUUGGCCCUUUCACCAGUUCUCUUGAAAAUCUUUAAGCCCUGUGUUGAGCAAGCACUGUAUGCCAAUAUAAAGAGGAUUGAGCAGUGCACUGCUGCACUUGCUGCUGCAGAUGAUUGGUCGCUAACGUAUCCACCAAUCGGCUCACGUUCUCUAGGAACUUCAUCUCUUGCUGGUGUAAUCGCCACCCAUCCAAAGCUCUCAAGCAGUGCUCAUAAAUUCAACACAAUGGUUCAGGAACUCUGCGAGGACAUUUGUCCUCUUGAAAUCUUACAGUUGUCUGAGAACGCUUUGGAAGGUGUGAUGCAAGUGUUUAACGCAUACAUAGGUAUGUUGAUAAAAGCAUUACCUGGUUCAGUGGACAAUGAGAACCUUGAAGGAUCUGUAAAUAGAAUUGUUAGGCUGGCUGAGACAGAACCUGAACAGAUUGCUUUACUAGCCAAUGCAUUAUUGUUAUCAGAUGAGCUAAUCCCUCGUGCAGCCUCCAAGCUUUCAUCUUCACAACAGUCUAAUAAGACAGAUGAUACAUCUAAACGAAGUACAGACAGGCAAUCCCGUCCUGUAGAGCAGAGAGAACUGAAGAGGCGACUACAACGUUUAGUUGAUCAGCUCCGUGACAGCUUUUGUAGGCAACAUGCACUUGAACUCAUUUUCUUGGAAGAUGGUGGCGUUCGUUUAAGUCCAGACAUGUACCUAAAUAUGGAUGGAAAUCCAGAAGAGAUUGAGUGGUUUCCAUCUCCAGUAUAUCAGGAAAUGUUUGGGAAGUUGACUCGAAUUGCUAGCAUAGCAUCAGACAUGUUUGUAGGAAGAGAGAGAUUUGCAACUAUUCUUUUGAUGAGGCUCACUGAAACUAUCAUCCUCUGGCUUUCUGAAGAUCAAAAUUUCUGGGAAGAGAUUGAACAAGGGACAAGGCCAUUAGGUCCACUUGGGCUUCAACAGUUUUAUCUGGAUAUGGAGUUUGUGAUACUGUUUGCUUCGCAAGGGCGUUACUUGUCUCGAAAUCUUCAACAAGUAAUCAAAAACAUCAUAGGCAGAGCCAUUGAAGCAGUUGCUGCAAGCCACAUUGAUCCUUACAGUGUACUUCCAGAGGAUGACUGGUUUGCAGAAGUUGCACAAAUUGCUAUAGAUAUGCUAACUGGGAAAACAGAAGUAGGGACCAUGGAGAAUGUUAGCAGCCCUACAGCAUCAUCAGUUCUUUCUCAUGGAAGUAACUAGUAUGUGAGGACAGUAAUCAACUAAAAUACUUCAUUUAAUUAUUGGUUUCUUGAUUUGAUAAUCAGCUAAGAUACUUCAUUCAGUUGGUGUUUUAUUAGGAAAAUUUAUUUAUUUAAUUGUAUUCUUUCUUUUUUUGUUGUUGCUAAAAUCAUAAGAAC
Messenger RNA from Solanum dulcamara, 2429 nucleotides. Its product is annotated as exocyst complex component EXO84A-like. NCBI's taxonomy places the organism in Eukaryota, Viridiplantae, Streptophyta, Magnoliopsida, Solanales, Solanaceae. Gene Ontology annotation, biological process: exocytosis; intracellular protein localization; Golgi to plasma membrane transport. The record is from RefSeq and is a predicted model, not a curated record. The transcript is spliced from 6 exons. Bases 1 to 2271 code for a protein of 756 amino acids. Gene Ontology annotation, cellular component: exocyst.